AUGACAAGAAAAAAAGGGGUAGACUCUGCCAAGGCUUCUCAACAUGGUAGCAACAAUGGAGAAUUUCUUCCACUUUCCGUUUCUGAACUAGAAGCAGCAAAACUAGCGUUGGUAAAAAUCGUGCAACGGGAAUGGUUUCAGGAUGAUAUUCGUCAUAUUUCAAAAUUCGGGGGAGCACAAACUUUAGCAUCAAUUCGACAAGAAUUUUGGCCGUGUUCAGCUCGAAAUCUCAUACGUCACGUCAUAAACACAUGUGUAAUAUGUUUUCGCAAUUCACCAAAAUUGUCCACUACUUUAAUGGGUGAUUUGCCUGAAGCUCGCGUCAAAGGAGGCACACGACCAUUCGAGGCAUGUGGUAUCGAUUACGCUGUUCAUUUGGAAUUGUCGAGUGAUCUCACUUCUGACGCUUUCUUAAAUAUACUUAAGCGAUUUAUCGCAAGAAGAGGACGUCCUAAUCAUAUAUAUUCCGAUAACGGUUUAAACUUUGUUGGUGCCGAGCGCGAACUCAGGGAAUUGUUUAAUCAUAAAGAAGCUAAGCAACAAAUUAUUGACAACAUGGCAAAUGAACAUAUACAAUGGCAUUUUAUUUCACCAAGGGCACCACACAUGGGGGGUCUUUGGGAAGCCGCCGUGAAGGCCGUUAAAUUUCAUCUUAUACGCAUUGCUGGAGAGGCUUCUUUAAGACAUGAAGAACUCAAUACAUUAUUAGUACAAAUAGAAGCAAUCCUCAAUUCGCGACCGUUGACACCGCUAUCAGCAGAUCCUAACAAUUUUUCGGUUCUUACUGCCGGUUAUUUUUUAAUAGGAUGUCCUCUCAUUGCGUACCCAGAACCGACUAUCACAGAUCUAAAUAUCAAUAGACUUGACCGGUGGCAACGCGUCGAACAAUUGCGACAACAAUUUUGGCUACGCUGGACGAAGGAAUAUUUACAUGUCUGUCAGCAGCGCAGUAAAUGGAAUACCAUUACAAAUCCCAUGCAAAUAGGACAACUUGUUAUUGUAAAGGAAGACAACUUGCCUCCUUUAAGUUGGAAAUUAGGGUGA
Molecule: messenger RNA, 1044 nt
Organism: Trachymyrmex cornetzi
Lineage: Eukaryota; Metazoa; Arthropoda; Insecta; Hymenoptera; Formicidae
Exons: 3
Coding region: 1-1044 (347 amino acids)
Biological process (GO): DNA integration
Molecular function (GO): nucleic acid binding
Source: RefSeq, a predicted model, not a curated record